Dermatophagoides pteronyssinus (European house dust mite) is the source of this 2241-nucleotide messenger RNA. Its product is annotated as E3 ubiquitin-protein ligase AMFR-like. The record is from RefSeq and is a predicted model, not a curated record. Lineage: Eukaryota; Metazoa; Arthropoda; Arachnida; Sarcoptiformes; Pyroglyphidae. Gene Ontology annotation, cellular component: cytosol; ubiquitin ligase complex; endoplasmic reticulum. Gene Ontology annotation, biological process: protein K48-linked ubiquitination; ubiquitin-dependent protein catabolic process; endoplasmic reticulum unfolded protein response. Gene Ontology annotation, molecular function: ubiquitin protein ligase activity; ubiquitin binding.
UGUGGUUAUCAAUUUUUUUUUCGUUUCGUUUCGUUUUUGUUUUUUUCUUUGUUACUGUAUUCUCUCUGUUCAUCAUCGUCAUCAUCAUUAUUUAAAUCAAUUGAAGAAAAAAAAACAUAUAUCAAGAUGCCAAAUUUUUUGGACGCACCAGAAAUUUUACCAUUGCCUAGCUUGCAAACAUAUGCAAGUAUUAGUUUUCUAUUACUUAGUUGUGCUGUUUAUUAUGCAUUUCAAGUGUCUUCCGGCUUGGAACCGGAUUGGAAAUUAAAUGAAUUUUUAUUCAUACAAACAGCUGUUAAUAAUAAUAAUCAUAAUAAUAAUCAUAAUCCUCAUCAUCAAGAUUUAAAUGAUAAUAUUAUUAUAACUAAUCAAACAAAUAUAACCGAUACUGGUACGAAUAAUCAUCAUCAUCAUCAUCAUCAUAAUAAUGGAACAAUCGAAUCAUAUGAUGCAAUCAAUACAUUACGUAAUUUAUUUAUUGAUUCAUCAUUUAAAUAUCUAAAUGAUUCAAUAAAAUUGAACGAAUUGUUUAAGAAUCAACGUUUUGUUACAUUAUAUCAAGUAACAAAUACAAUGAUUAAUCAACCACUUUGUGUUUGGACAUUGAUCAAUAUGAGCUAUUGUUUAUUAAUAUUAUUUGGAAAAUUAAUACAGAAAUUAGUUUUUGGUGAUCUACGUUCAUCUGAACAGCAAUUAUUACGGGAUAAAUUUUGGAAUUUUUUACUUUAUAAAUUUAUCUUUGUAUUCAGUGUUAUCAAUGUACAACAUAUGAAUGAAUUAUUAUUAUGGUGUGCAUGGUUUUCCGUACUUGGUUUUAUGUUUUUAUUAACAAAUCUUUGUAAAGCACGUUAUCGUUUUCUAGCAAAUACGCCAACAAUUUCACGAUUAGCCCAUAUAAAAUUGCUUACAUUAUUAAUAUCGAUAUUGAUCUCAACAUUACCAUUAUUUAUAAUUGGUGGUAUUGUCGGUAUUCAUACUAGUUUUAGUAUUGGUGCAUUUCUUCUUUGUGAAGUAUCGAUGCUUUCAUUACGAGCAUUACAUUGUCUUAUACUUUAUAUAAUACAUUUAUGGGAUUUAAGUCGUGAUUCAAUUUGGGAAAAACGUACAACAAUCGUCUAUUAUAUUGAGCUUAUAUUCGAUCUAUCUGUUUUGGUAAUCGAUUUUUGUCAUCAUAUUCAUAUGCUUUCAUCUGGUAAUAUCAUACUAUCCGUAUCAAGUGUUGUCAUAUUGAUACAAUUACGAUCAAUAUUUACCGAUAUUAUUCGUCGAAUUAAAAAACAUCGUAAUUAUCUACAGGUUUUAAAUUUGAUGGAACGGAAUUUUCCUGCAGCAUCACGUGAUGAAUUGAAUGAUGAAAAUAAUGAUUGUGCAAUAUGUUGGGAUCGUAUGGAGAAUGCCAGACGAUUACCAUGUGGACAUUUUUUUCAUACUGCAUGUCUUCGAUCAUGGUUGGAACAGGAUACAAGUUGUCCAACAUGUCGACAUUCAUUACGACAACAACGUGAUCAAACCAGAGCUAAUAAUAAUGGUAAUGAUCGUCGUGGUGUUGCUAUUCCAAAUAUAGCUGGUGGUACAGGUUUCGAAGAUUUAGCAAAUAUUGCCAAUUUAGCCGGUCUUCGUCCUGGUAAUACAAGAUUCUUUCAUUUUGAUGGUUCACGUUAUGCAACAUGGUUACCAUCAUUUUCGGUUGAAGUAACACGUCCCAAUAUAAUGGAUAUUAAUAUAAAUGCAUCAGUAACACGUAAUGAACAAACAUUUCCCGAUUAUGCUCAACAACAGAUUGAAUAUAUGGGACAACAAGUGUUGGAAUGGUUUCCACAAUUUUCUCUUACAUCAAUAUUGGAUGAUCUUCGUAAUACUCGAUCAGUUGAGGUUACAAUUGAAAAUAUUUUGGAUGGUCGUUUAAGGCCUGUUACUUCUUCUUCUUCUUCUUCUUCGACUGCAGCAACAACUUCUAAUUCUACUAAUAAUAAUGAAUCCGAAGAAACAACACAACUGAAUCAAAAUGAUACAAAUUAUAAUUUAUUUUCAAUUGUUGGAAAUCAAAUUGCCCAAGAAGAAGAAGAAGAUGAUGAUUCUGAAUCGGAUAAUGAUUUGAUUGAAAUUAAUGAUGAUGGUGAUUAUAUUGAUCAUUAAUAUUAUUUAUCGACCGACAAUUUGUCUAUAAAUCUAUCGCUGAAAAACAAAUAAUAAUCGAGAAUUGCAUAAUGGUGGAUUUUUUUUCUUGUUUUCAUUAUCAUA